CGUAUGACAAAUAAACAGUCUAUAACUGCCAAUCGUUCCCAUUUAUGUCGUGUGCAUAGAAAAUUGAUUUGCUUCUCAUAUGUAAAUAACUGCUCAAGUAAUCGCAAAUUGCAUUUAAAAAAAAAGUAAUGCCUGGAAACAAUAACGCAAUCGCUACACUGUCUAAUUAGGUGCUUCAUGCGAAGCGGACAAUUUAUUUCAUUUGGCUAGUAUAUUAACGGUACCUCUGAGCAAGAUGAAUCCGAGAGAAUCUGCUGCUUUCAUUGCUUCUGUGUCAAAGGACGUUGAAAUCAAUCCAGAUGGCAUUAGAAAAAUUGCAUCAGAGAUUUCACGAGCAAUCGCUUCACGUGAGUUCGAACCAAGCAAUAUGAUGAUCCAUUCCUAUCCACUGCCUGUUACUGAAGAUGUUUCAAGUAUUGAAUGGUUAUUUGUAGCUGAUGCUCUAAAUUUUUCAUUUUGGGCUUUAGAAGAAAAUGUACACUAUUCUGUUGAGCUCCACGAAAAACAGUAUACUGGUUAUAUGGCUUUAUGCGCUGCGAUUACUAAAGCACUGGAGGCUGACAUUCCAAUAACAUCGUCACAAUAUUAUGCCACUAUAACAAAAGAAGAAGUGGAUAAAAUAUUUAUUUCUAGCACCGGCGAGUCUAUUCCACUUUUAGAAGAGAGAUGGAGAAUUUUGCAAGAAUGUGGGAAAAUCCUAAAUGAGAAAUUUGACGGGAAAUUUUAUAAUUGCAUCAAGCAAUCGGCAAACAGUGCCACAAAGCUUUUAAAUUUAAUUAUUUCAAACUUCCCAUCAUUUCGAGAUGAAGGGGUCAUUGAAGGAAAAAAGGUUUCCUUUUACAAGCGAGCACAAAUUCUUGUUGCCGACAUUUGGAGUAUAUUCAAAGGGAAGGGAUUCGGAAAUUUUACUGAUGUAGAUUCCAUCACCAUGUUUGCAGAUUACAGGGUCCCUCAGUCGCUGGUUCAUUUUGGGGCAAUGGCUUAUUCCGAUAGACUUCAUGGAUUGUUAUUGGCUAAUCAUAUGUUUUUAAAUGGAGAUCGGGAAGAAAUGGAAAUCCGUGGGUGCUCGAUUCACUCGGUGGAAUUAAUAAAGGAAGAAUUAAAAUCACAUCAGGUUAAUACAACGACAAAUUCUUUACCAAUGAACAGUGCCAUGAUUGAUUAUUUCUUGUGGGAAUACCGGAGGCGUUUUGCUCAAACUCUUGCCAAAGUUCCCUACCACAAGGUCCGUUGCAUAUAUUAUUAAUCAAAAUUUUAUAUGUUGAAACAUGUUACUUGAUAAGGAAACGAAAGUGAAUGGAAAUUGCGAUUUGCGAAGGAAAUUGAGGAACAGAAUCAUAAAUAAAUGUCUUGAAUCGAAA
Messenger RNA from Daphnia pulicaria, 1361 nucleotides. Its product is annotated as queuosine salvage protein-like. The coding region runs from base 236 to 1246 and encodes 336 amino acids. NCBI's taxonomy places the organism in Eukaryota, Metazoa, Arthropoda, Branchiopoda, Diplostraca, Daphniidae. The record is from RefSeq and is a predicted model, not a curated record. The transcript is spliced from 8 exons.